UGUGCGUUGAUAUCAACGCACAGCCGAAACCGCUGCGCUGGUCCAAUUCCAAAUUUGGCACGUAGGUUCCUUUAUCUUCUUUAUUCUUUAAAUUUUCCUCCGAAGGGGGUGAAAUGGGGGACCAAAGUUUGAGAAAACAAGAUUAUUUUGAUUAUUUUAUUCGAAACUUCAAAGGGAAUACCCGUAGACCCCUAAACAUAUCUAUAGGUAUGAUUUUAGUACGCGGGCGAAAGCGAGGGCAAAAGCUAGUAUAUCCAUAUCUUACAUCGUUUUCAUCCUGUAACUACAAUCCACAUGCAUUUUGAAUAACACAGAAUUUUGUCCUGUGAACACUUGAAAUACAAAGAUUUUGAAAUUAAGGAUAAGGUAAUUAUCUAAUAAAAUAUUAUAGUUAGGCAUAGUAUAAGGUUGUAAAUCAAUAAAGUGCUUAUCAGAAUUAUUAGUUCAAAUUGUUUUACUAAGCCACGAGAUUAAAUAUAUCAUGUAUAUAUAUACGCGGUAAGCUCUGUUCAAUAAAUUAGAAGAAUUUCAGCAGUGUCUAAUACGCCACGGUUGACGGAUUUAAUUCUUCAUAAAAUAUAUCGUGAAUAUGGUAUUGUUUAUAGCAGUGGUUGUUCUUUUAAUAUUAAUAUACUACUAUGGAACUCGAAACUACACUUAUUGGUCUAAGCGAGGAAUCAAGCACGAUAGGCCCAUCCCAUAUCUUGGCACGGCCAAACGACAGCUCUUUUUUCAAACCAGUCACUUUGAAAUCUUUGAAGAGAUGUACUGGAAAUACCCGCAAGAAAAAUACGUCGGGUACUACUAUGGGACCACACCGCUUAUCAUCCUGAGAGAUCCAGAAUUAGUUAGGCGGUUUUUAGCAACAGAUUUCAGCCACUUCUACUCAAGAUCAAUGUUUCCCCUACAUGGUAAGCCGGAGCCAAUAAUGAAUAACCUGUUCUCUUGCGAGGGAAAUUUGUGGAGAUUUCUUCGACAGAAAAUGACACACGCAUUUUCAUCUGCAAAAUUAAGAGCCAUGUAUCCUCUUAUUAUUUCUAGAACAGAUAAAUUACGGCAGCUUGCUACCGAAGCUUCCUUGAAAGGUACAGAAGUAGAUGUUCUAGAACUUAUGGCGCGUUAUACAACCGAUUUUAUAGGAUCUUGUGGCUUCGGACUCGAUCCAGAAGCUUUAAACGACGAAAAUUCGAUGUUUAGACGUGUGGGACAUCGCAUAUUCCACACCACCACUCGUGAUGCGGUUGUGAUGUUCUGUAAAAUAAUGAUGCCCGGUUUAUUCAAGAACUUUCAUUACUUCCCCGAGUUUGUGGAGAAGAAUAUGCUUGAACUUGUACAAGGCAUAAUUGCUCAGAGGGGUCAUAAGUCAUCAGGUAGAAACGAUUUCAUAGAUUUGCUUCUGGAAGCGAAAGAAAGAGGAGAUAGUUCGGGGUACACUUCAUUUGAGACAAAUCUCAGUGAAACUCCACGUCUAGAGGAUCUGGAGUUGACUGAGGAGCUGAUGGCUGCCCAAGUUUUCGUGUUUUUUGGCGCGGGGUUCGAGACGUCUUCGAAUUCAUCCAGCUACAUGCUACAUGAGUUAGCACAUCAUCCUGAAUACCAAAAGAAGUGUCAAGAGGAAAUUGAUGAAGUGCUCGCGCGAUAUGACAAUAAAUUGUGUUAUGAUGCUAUCAACGAAAUGAAGUUCCUGGCUAUGUGUUACAGCGAAACGCUCCGAAUUUUCCCAGCUGCUGGUUUACUGAUACGUAAAUGUGAUAAACCCUACGUAAUCCCUGGCACUGACAUACCCCUGGACCCUGGAGUAAAGGUGGUGGUACCUGUCAGGGCCUUACACAGAGAUCCUUUAUACUGGGAGGACCCUGACGAAUUUCGUCCGGACAGAUUUCAUACGGAUAACAUGGCUAAAAUCAAUAACAAUAUAUAUUUGCCGUAUGGAGAUGGACCUAGGAGAUGUAUAGGAGAGCGUCUCGGCAUCAUGCAAUCCCUGGCCGGCCUGGCCGCGGUGCUCAGCGAAUUCUCCGUGGCCCCUGGAAAGAGCACCGUGCGGCAUCCACCCCUGGACCCAUCCGUGUUUCUGGUGCAAAGCGUGAUUGGCGGCUUACCGCUUAUAUUGCACCCUAGAAAGAAGAACUUGUGAUAUGUAUUCAAUUGGAUCAAAGUGAUAUGCAAACAAUUCGACCAAAACUAAUUUAGGCUUCCAUUAUCAUUCAGUCAAAAAUGUUUCAUUUAGAAAAGUAGGCUUGUGUCGUUCACGAACUAUGAACUGUUAGGAAUAAAAUCCCAUC
Molecule: messenger RNA, 2282 nt
Organism: Leguminivora glycinivorella
Lineage: Eukaryota; Metazoa; Arthropoda; Insecta; Lepidoptera; Tortricidae
Product: cytochrome P450 6B2-like
Exons: 3
Coding region: 590-2134 (514 amino acids)
Molecular function (GO): oxidoreductase activity, acting on paired donors, with incorporation or reduction of molecular oxygen; monooxygenase activity; iron ion binding
Source: RefSeq, a predicted model, not a curated record